Messenger RNA from Pollicipes pollicipes, 2170 nucleotides. RefSeq names its product lysosomal acid phosphatase. Gene Ontology annotation, biological process: dephosphorylation. Gene Ontology annotation, molecular function: phosphatase activity. The transcript has 2 exons. The record is from RefSeq and is a predicted model, not a curated record. Bases 2 to 1147 code for a protein of 381 amino acids. Lineage: Eukaryota; Metazoa; Arthropoda; Thecostraca; Pollicipedomorpha; Pollicipedidae.
GAUGCGCGCUCCGCUGCUCCUGACCCUGCUGGCCGGCUGCUGGUGCGCGCGGGCGGCACCACCCACCCUCCAGCUGGUGCACGUGCUGUACCGUCACGGCGCCCGCACGCCGAUCCACCCGUAUCCGACCGACCCGAACCGGGGUGCCUGGCCGCAGGGCGAGGGUCAGCUGACCAAUGAGGGGAAGCGGAACCAGCUGGAGCUGGGCCGCUACCUACGGCGGCGGUACGACGGCUUCCUGCCGGCGGCCUACCACCUCAACUACACGCGCGUCGAGUCGACUGACGUGGACCGCACGCUGAUGUCGGCGCAGGUCAACCUGGCCGGUCUGUACCCGCCGCAGGGCGCUGAUGUGUGGGACGCCCAGCUGGCCUGGCAGCCGAUCCCCGUGCACACGCGGCCCGUGCAGACCGACCUCAAGCUGAAGUCGUACGACUGUUGCGCCGCCUACCAGCGCGAGCGCGAGCGCGUGUUCGACUCGCCCGAGAUGGCGGCGUUGGUCGCACGGAACGCCGCGCUGUUUGCCUACCUCGGCGAGCACAGCGGCAAGGACGUCACCGACCUUGAGAAGCUCAGCUACUUGUACGACACGCUUUGGAUCGAGGCGCACCACAACCUGACGACGCCGGACUGGGCCUUGGCGCCGCCGCCAGGCGCCACCGCCCCCGCCUUCCCCGACCUGAUGAAGCCGCUGAACGACAUCGAGUUCGGCGUGUUCGGCGCCACGCCGCUGCUGCGCCGUCUGGGCGGCGGUCCGCUGCUGAAGGAGAUGCUGGAGAACAUGCAGGCGCGAAUGGAUGGCACGCUGCAGCCGCCCAGCCGGAGGAUGUUCGUGUACUCAGCGCAUGACGUGAACGUGGCCUGUCUCCUCACCACGCUGCAGGUCUACAACGGCCUAGCGCCGCCGCUGGCCAGCUGCCUGCUGGUGGAGCUGCACUCGGACCCGGACGCGGGGCCGCUGGUGCAGCUGUUCUACAGAAACGACAGCUCCACGGAGCCGCACCAGCUGCAGCUGCCCGGCUGCGACGUCAGCUGUCCGUGGAGCGACUUCGUGCGCCUGACCAAGAACGUGGUGCCCGACGAUGUUGUCAGGGAAUGCAAGGACGAAGGUCACGUUGACUACGGGAGGGAACGCAGGAAGGCGUGACAUCUUGUUCGGCAACAGUGACGUCAUUGAGACGGUCGGUCGCGCGUGCCGGUAUGCUUUCGGAUGACUAGACGCUGCUGCUGUACUAUCGACCGCUGUCUGCUGGUGAUCCCCGCCACAGCAUUAUAACAGCGUAUUGCAAUGUACUACAUUUGGGCACUAUCGGUGGACAUCGUGUUUGGGCCUGCAACUAUCGGAGGAUGCAGACUGCGAUUGUGGGCAGCGCACCUGACUGACAAACAAGUUCCAGCCUCGCAAAAGUUACCGAAGUUUUUUUUAGAAGGGCGUGGCAGUAAAAUAAGUGACAUGAUGUCAUACUUGUGGCCGAUUUCGCACCAGCAAAACUAAAUCCAACACAGAUUCACAGCACAAAAGAUCCACUUUGUUUCCACCCCCGGGCAGGACGCAAGAGCUGAACGCGGGCUCUGAUUCUGACUCAUGAAUGUAGGGCAUCAUUUCGAGAUAUUUAUUAGACUGACUCAACUACGGGACAUGAUCUGUUCUAUAAGCCAGAAACUUGCCUUGGUUCUCGUGAUAUGACCGACAUAUGACUCAAGACGUCUUGCACGGAUGCCGGCCUGUUCCUUCGCAGCCUGCUCUACGAGCACACGGUCUGAGCGUGAUAGAGAAGGUGCGGCAACUUCAUGGACGUGGUGAGAAGUGUUGUGUCUACUGUUUGGUCGGUCACGACGCGGAAGGCGUGUCCGUGAACCUCCCGCGAACAGUCGGCGCGCACAAAUGUGGAAGCACCGACGAUGUGUGAGUUUCUCUCUGCUCUUCGCCACACCCAGCUCAGUCUCACAUUUCGACUGCAGCAUCUAAGGACGUGGACGUUUUCAAUCACGAUCCGCCUUUUGUAGGCCUACCCACGCACUAAGUGACUGCCCACGCACACUUGUUUGGACAUAAUCUAUCUGAGAAGGUUCUCGACGGCCUUCAGGCAAGGAAUCACUUUCAUCAUGUAUUAUUGUAUUGUAUUGUAUAUAUACAUGUAUUUCGCCAUGUAUUAUUCACCAUGGUAUU